Molecule: messenger RNA, 564 nt
Organism: Euleptes europaea (tarantolino)
Lineage: Eukaryota; Metazoa; Chordata; Lepidosauria; Squamata; Sphaerodactylidae
Product: galectin-1-like
Exons: 4
Coding region: 85-489 (134 amino acids)
Molecular function (GO): laminin binding; carbohydrate binding
Source: RefSeq, a predicted model, not a curated record
GGCAAGGGAGUGGCCCCUUUCUUCCCACUUCUGUCUGCAGGACCCCAGAGAGCAGUUGCAGCACACAGCUCGAAGAUCAGCAUCAUGCCUGGAAUUACUUGCACCAACCUGCGUAUCGCCCCUGGGCAGCGGAUUGCUGUGAAAGGAGACAUUCCGGCAGGAGCCAAGAGUUUUGUAAUUAAUCUGGGCAAAAAGGACGACGACAUCACGAUGCACUUCAACCCACGCUUUGAUGCUCACGGUGACAUAAGGACCAUUGUGUGUAACAGCAAGACCGGCGGACAGUGGGGGAAAGAACACAGGGAGAGCAACUUCCCUUUCCAGGAGGGAAGCGUUGCAGAGAUCAUUUUCUCUCACGACAAAAACGAGGUGACUGUUACGCUGCCCGGCAACCAACAAUUCAAGGUUCCCAACAGCUCUGGCCAUGAAGGCAUCGAAUAUAUCUGCGUAGACGGGGACAUCGUAUUCAAGGGCGUAUCCCUUGUUUAACUGUCCUGGUCCUCUCCUAGUUGCAUUUCCUGCUUCACAAGGCAGAAAAAUAAACUCAGCUGCAUUCUGGUCUUA